Mytilus trossulus (common blue mussel) is the source of this 1284-nucleotide messenger RNA. RefSeq lists its product as uncharacterized. The transcript is spliced from 2 exons. The coding region runs from base 44 to 808 and encodes 254 amino acids. The record is from RefSeq and is a predicted model, not a curated record. Lineage: Eukaryota; Metazoa; Mollusca; Bivalvia; Mytilida; Mytilidae.
AGCUGUUUUUCAGAAAUAACAAAGUCGUUGAGCUUCACACACAAUGAAUAAUAAUAUAUUCGUUUUGUUGACAAUCAUGUUUCAUCUUUACCAGACUACAGCACACUUUUGCUACGGAUUUUUUCCAGCAGCAGUCACGCUGUCGUUUCUACCUGUAGGAGAUGCUCCAAGUAUACCAAACACCAACCAAUCAAUCAAUAGUAUAACAUGUCCACGUACACAGAAGGACUGGGACGACAGAGCUUAUGAAAUGUGUCCAGAGAAUAAAACACGAUACCAAUGUUUGUACGACAGACAUUGCAGACUAGUUGAAGUUUGUAAAGUUCCUCAAUUUAAUUAUAUUGACAUUGUUUUGUUUGAUAAGACAGAUAACACAUUUUAUAAUAAAAGGCUAAAUAAAAUAUAUUCUAAUUCAAUGGAUUACUGGAUGAUACAGUACUUCUACUGUCACAAACAUUUCAACACGUCAAAUCCGUUAGUAAUUGAGGACGGAGUUAAAACUAUAGAAAAGCCUCCGUGGGAUUAUUAUUUUGCUUGGAGUUUAGUGAUAGUACUACUCGUUAUUUUGAUUGUCAUUGGUCUAGUUAAUCGUCAUAUUUGCUUAAGCAUUCUACGGUCAUCAUACCAAUCCUGUUUGAACUACUGUAACGGUUCCAGACAAGAAAAAGAUAACGACAAAAAGGAAAAUGUACCUAAAUUGGAAUCCUCUCCUCCGGAUUAUCAUCUAAGCAGUACAGUUGACAGCAAUGGUCCAUCCCUAAACCACUCUAACAACGAAUACACGUCUCUCGGUGUUGAGGAACGAUAAAGACUCGAGCACUCUCAAGUUUUACCAGAACUUUUUCAUACUCCAUUUACUAUUAAAGCGAUUUAACAAUAACAAGAUGAGGGUUGUCUUUAAAACAGUUCGUGAUACUUCUUACAUUUACCGUGAAUGCAUAUGAAUUUAUUAUAUAAUAUUAGUGAAGGCAUUGUUAUCGGAAAAUUUCAAUUUACAAAUUGUAAAUCGAGAAAGAAAGUGGUUAAUGUUAUGUCUCUAAUUAUGCUUGUCAAAUGUCAUUUGAAUCUAGAAAAUGUUUUUAACUUUAUUUUGAAAAUUUGUUAGAAGAUGGUUGCAAUUUUAAGAUUUACUUAUGUAAAAAGUUUUAUCUUUAAUUUUCACAUUGUGUGGUAUUUUUGUUUUUUCUUCAUUUAUCACAAUUUUAUAAUUUUCAUCUUUAUCACAAUUUUAUAAUUUUUAUCUUUAUCAUAAAUUGAAAUAUGUGUUUUAAUCCCGGCGCUUUU